CAGUGUCCAAAUAUAGUAGUACACUUCAAUCAAUAGAGCAAUCCUGAAAUGGUGAUUAAAUUUCACUUUCAGACAGCAAACAGAAAUGAAUGGGGGGAAUUACUUGCGUAAAUACCUGAAGCUCUGGCUGAGUUAUUAUAGGGCUCUUCUUCUAUGAUUGAACUAAUAGGAAUCUGAAUCCCAUUCCCAUCAAAACUCUAUCUCCAAACUCCAACAGUCUCCUCCUCAUUCACUUCUCUUUCAGUCACUGCUUUACCACCAUACCACAACAGACCUGAUCCUCAGCGAUUUUAGCAACCCAAAAAUUUCAGCUUAUCCAAAACACUUCAAUGGGGUUUAACCAUCUUUCCCACUGGAGCAUAAAGUUAACAUCUUUCAUUUCAUAAGGGAAUCAAUCCAUAAUUUCAGAUAUGGAGUUUAAAGACGGUCUGAUGAGAUUAGUAGUCCACAAAUCCAAAGAAACCAAUUGCGUUUACGACACCGGAGAUAGAUUAACAGAGAUAAUAAGCUCUGCUCGGAGCCCAAGCCGGAGAUGGAAGCUGUUUCACAGGUCCUCAUCUGCAAUUCCAUCAAAGCCUUCAAAGCCUCAAAUCCCAAGAGAGUUCAUUUGCCCCAUUUCCGGGUCAUUAAUGGGCGACCCGGUUAUAGUUUCCUCGGGUCACACCUUCGAACGCGUCUGCGUCCAAGUCUGCAAAGCCCUCAACUUCACCCCUAAUCUCGUGGACUCGCCCCCACCUGAUCUCACCUCCGUCAUCCCCAACCUCGCCCUCAAGUCCACCAUCCUCAACUGGUGUCAAAAUUACUCGAUUGCCCCUCCCAAGCCACUUGACUCUAUCUCCGCCGAUAAGCUCGUCCGUACAUCCAUGGCUUCCGGCCACCUGAAAGUCUCGGUUUCCGAGAACGAGUCGCUGAUCCGAGGCGUGGAGGAGACGCCUAACGUGAGCUUCAACCACGCGGCGACCGAGUUGACUCGUCGGCCGAGUCACUUCCACUCCAGCUCCGACGAGUCGGUCAGCGACGCUGCGUUGACCCCGCCGCUGCCGUUCUCGACUCAGCCGAGCUGCUACUCGUCGCGUUCGUCUUCGUGUUCGGAAAUCGAAGCCCUGACGAAUUCGAACGAGGAAGACGAAGUCUUGGCCCGGCUCAGAAGCGUCCACGUGUCCGAAAUCGAGGAGGCUCUGACGUGGCUGAGGAAGAUCACACGGACCAGAGAGGACGCCCGGGCCCACCUCUGCAGUCCUCGGCUCCUCUCCGCCUUGAGACCACUCGUCGUUUCCAGGCACGCCAAUAUUCAGGUGAACUCAGUCGCAGUUUUGGUUAACCUGUCGCUGGAAAAGUCAAACAAGAUUAAGAUCGUACGGUCAGGAAUCCUCCCGCCUUUGAUUGAUGUGCUUAAGGCGGGAAUGCCUGAGGCGCAGGAGCACGCCUCCGGUGUGGUCUUUAGCUUGGCGCUGGAUGACGAUUGCAAGACGGCUAUCGGAGUAUUGGGGGCUCUGCCGCCUUUGCUUCACUUGCUGAACUCGGAGGGCGAGCGGACUCGGCACGACUCGGCACUUGCUUUGUACCAUUUGACAUUGGUUCAGAGUAACCGGUCCAAGUUGGUUAAGAUCGGGUCGGUUCCGGUUCUUUUGAGGAUGGUGAAGUCGGGUCACAUGACGGGUCGGGUGUUGCUCACAUUGUGCAACUUGAGUUCGUGUGCGGACGGGCGGGCUGCGAUGUUGGAUUCAGGUGGGGUGGAGUGUUUAGUGGGGGUGUUGAGGGGGAAUGAGUUUGAUUCCCGGUCGACUCAGGAGAGUUGUGUGGCUACAUUGUAUGGGUUGAGUCGUGGGGGUUUGAGGUUUAAGGGGUUGGCGAAGGCGGCCGGGGCGGUGGAGGUGUUGAGGGAGGUGGAGAAGAGUGGGAGUGAAAGAGGGAGGGAGAAGGCGAGGAGAAUGUUGGAGAUGAUGAGAGGGAGGGAGAAGGAGGAAGAGGAGGAAGUGGAUUGGGAGGAGUUGCUUGACUCGGGGUUGGGAAGUCGAACUAGGCUUCAGUCCGGUUGUGGUGCAUUGGGUGGGUCUUGUGUUAAUUCGUCUGAGUUUUGAGUACAUAUUUUUUGAGGUUUUCCUGAGUUUUGUGAUUGUUGUAAUUAUUGAGGUUUUACAAAAGCUAUAUUAUGAUUUUGUGGCUUUUAACCCUUGAUUUCUUUCACCCAAAUUGCAACAAAACUAUGAUUUUUUGAGCAAAAAGAAUGAAUUCAAUAAUGAGAAAAGCUCUACUUCAAUUA
This is a messenger RNA of Rosa chinensis, 2263 nucleotides long. RefSeq names its product U-box domain-containing protein 40. Lineage: Eukaryota; Viridiplantae; Streptophyta; Magnoliopsida; Rosales; Rosaceae. Gene Ontology annotation, molecular function: ubiquitin-protein transferase activity; protein binding. The record is from RefSeq and is a predicted model, not a curated record. Gene Ontology annotation, cellular component: cytoplasm; nucleus. The coding region runs from base 411 to 2081 and encodes 556 amino acids. The transcript has a single exon. Gene Ontology annotation, biological process: protein ubiquitination.